AUGAUGGAGUAUCAGGGUUCAAACACCACUGAUGAGGCUUUGCUCUUAGCCGGCAAGGGCAUCACAUUUGACAGUGGCGGUGCCAACAUCAAGGUCAAGAACUACAUGCAGGGAAUGCACCGAGACAAGUGCGGAGCUGCGGCAGUGGCUGGCUUCUUCAAGACCGUCAGCAUGCUGAAGCCCGGCUCUCUCAAGGUGAUGGGUUUCAUGGCAUUCGUUCGGAACAGUCCAGGUGCCGACGCCUACAUCCCGGACGAAAUCCUCACCAGCCUUGCUGGCCGCCGUGUGCGGGUCGUGAACACGGACGCUGAGGGUCGCGUUGUCCUAACCGACAUGCUUUACUACGCGAAAGAGGCGGUGAGUCCUCGUCUGCUCCCAGACUUUCCCGCAGUUUUUUACUUUGCAAAUAUCACUAAAAUCAUGUAA
Messenger RNA from Dibothriocephalus latus, 426 nucleotides. Lineage: Eukaryota; Metazoa; Platyhelminthes; Cestoda; Diphyllobothriidea; Diphyllobothriidae. The record is from the annotation of a GenBank genome assembly.